Messenger RNA from Pecten maximus, 5015 nucleotides. RefSeq names its product PHD finger protein 12-like. Gene Ontology annotation, molecular function: transcription corepressor activity; protein binding. NCBI's taxonomy places the organism in Eukaryota, Metazoa, Mollusca, Bivalvia, Pectinida, Pectinidae. Gene Ontology annotation, biological process: negative regulation of transcription by RNA polymerase II. The coding region runs from base 191 to 2953 and encodes 920 amino acids. The record is from RefSeq and is a predicted model, not a curated record. The transcript has 15 exons. Gene Ontology annotation, cellular component: nucleus; Sin3-type complex.
AGUGUUUAGAAAAUAUAUUUUUCAAAAUGAAUAUAUAUAUUAUGUAGAGUUCCUUAAUGAACUUAGCCCUUAAAUUGAUUGUAAUUUAACCAUAUUCUCUCGGUCGCCGAGAAAAGAAGAAUGGUUUUCGAGUAAAAUAUUCGGUCCUCUGUAGUAUCGUGCUAGUAGCAGGUAUUAUUAACAGUUCAACAUGACUACGGUCGAAUAUGAUUUAGAUACAUCAGGUGGACUGAUGGAGCAAAUCCAGAAACUAGUGUCUCCACCUGUUAGUGAAGAAGCUCUUCGUAGACAAAAGCGUCGAGAUCGUGAAUAUAGACGGCCUGGACGGGCUGUGAACCAUGACUGCUGUGACAGCUGCAAGGAAGGUGGAGAUUUACUUUGUUGUGACCGUUGUCCAGCAGCCUUCCAUCUACAAUGCCAUGAUCCUCCUUUAGAAGAAGAUGACAUUCCACCAGGAGAAUGGAUAUGUCAUCGAUGUCGGGUAGCUCCCAUCCCAGAUUCAAAAGAUGAUGAUGCAGCCUCUACAAAGAGUAGUAGUAGCAGUACAAAUGGUCGUUUGGGUCCCGGUCGACCUCCAAAGAUACAGUCCCUGCCAAUGGCGCCUACAUUACCCCCAUUUGAAGAGAUGGACUUCGAUAAGGAUGAUUUACAGAAUCCUCUGAGGACACUGGCCAAGGCAGCUAAGCUAAUGAACCCAGUACAGUUUGAACUUCCCAAGGAUAUAGCCUGUACCACAUCAUUACCAGGUUCAAGUAAACGUAAGUGGUGGGGUCGAGACAGAAGCUCACAGAAAAAGCUUGCUCAUGAGUUGGACAAUGGCAUGGUUCCUCUUCCAGCCAAGGUCUGCUUCUAUUGUAGCAGGAGCUGUAGAGUGGGACCGCUAUUACAAUGUGACUUUUGUCCACUUGUGUAUCAUAUGGACUGUCUCAACCCUCCUCUGACUUCAUUGCCCACUGGUCGAUGGAUGUGUUCAAAUCACCCAGAACAUGUCUCAGACCAGAAGUUACUACAGACAGUCAGUUUAUCAGAGCGAGUGAAAUUGUGGGACUCAUUUAGCGGCCACAUCAAUCAGCAUAGUAUCAAAGUCAACUUCCUCAAUAAGAUCCACAGACAAAGUCCGCCAUUCAGGAUAAAAGUGCGACACCCUCGUCGCAAAUCCAUCUCAAUACCAGAAGCCAUUAAGCAUCACUACAAUAAUCCACCCCCAUUACUACCACGGGUGACGGACAACUUGUCCCAGGAAGUCCCCCUUACCAUGGAGGGUAAACCAACUGCUACACUUGAGGAACAGGAAGAGUGGUUAACAGCUGUGGUCUCAUUACAAACAAGUAUAGCCAAACACCUGGCACAGCAGCAGAUCCAAAAAUCUAGUGAUGGCAGUUCUCGCCUCAGCGAAACAUCAAAACCUGAAAAACCCACAGCGUCUGUACAACCUGUGGUCCAGAGAGACUCUGCUGAACAAGAAAGUUCUUCAUCAGUGGGGCAAUCCUGUGAUAUUGACAAGUUAUCUGCCCUUGAUGGAGAUCGGACUUUACUUAAUGGCCCUGUAUCUCAAGACGGUGUGUCUAAUGGACCUCUAGAUGUAAAUAGAGGGGGAGCUAUCUCAUUGUUAAAUCCCCCUGGCUUCUCCUCAAGUGGACAAAUUGUAGGAUCUGGUUCAAAUUCUUCAUCUCUCAAUGGUGAUGUGGAAAUGACGGAUGUUUCUAAUGUGAAAGGCACCACAUCAUCUGAUUCUCCAGCUGUGAUCAAAUCUCGUAGUAACAGUACAGACAGUCCAAGUAUAGUUCGUGUUAACUGGUCGUCAGGGGACAAACAGAGUGUGGCAGUAUCCUCGGCAACAGGUGUGACCACCCCCUCAGGGAAGAACAUCGUCAUCAGUGCUAUAAACAAAUCCAAUAACACCGUAGUGACUAAAGUGUUAGGUCAGGGGGGAAAACUAGCAGCAAACAAUAUGGCAGCAAAAAACAUGAGUGGCAGUAACCCAACAUCUAUUCUGUCACCACAAGUCACAGGCAAACAGAUGGCCAAAGUGACCGGUAUGGCCAUAGGCAAGACCACAACUACAGCGUCAGGCAGCACAGCAAAGGUCAUCACUGUUUCAGCUCCAUCAGGUAAAGUGUCCACAGCUAAUUCUCAUGGAUCAUCCAAUGCAAUUGUUUCCCUCAACAAUUCACUGCAGCAGUGUGUGGAGGGAGCAGGAGAUAAUGAACUGAGUAAGCUGGAUGAGCGUCUCAUACAGAUUCUAGCUUGGCAGAGACUGCAGCAGCUGAUGCCCCACAAACAGCAGUCAUCGUCAUCUAAAAAGGGUGUCUUAAAUGGCCUCCUUACACAACAAGGUGCAGGUGAGAUCAAGGCGCGUGCCGUUUUAUGUCCACUGACGGGGAAGGGCCAACCAAUUCCUAUGUCCUACCGUACCCUUAACAUCGGAACAGGUGCUGAUAUGGAUGUGUGCUUAUCACAGUUUGGACACUGUAACUUUAUCUCACCAAAACAUGCCUAUAUAUUCUACGAUGAGACUACCAAGCAUUACGAGUUACUGAACUAUAGUGAGCACGGCAGCACCGUUGAUAAUGUCCUGUAUUCCUGUGACUUCUCGGAUAAGGUAGCAACUACACCUCAACCCACGGCCGUGGUGGCAGCAGUCCGAAACAUCAUCAGCAAGAGGAAGGAAACAACGGAGGAACGCAUGGAGGACAGACCAACCAUGUGUUCAAAAGUCACAGACAAUGGCAGAAAACCAUGCAACUGUAAAGCCAGUAGCUCUAGUCUGAUUGGUGGGAGUGGUGCGGGUUGGGAGGGCACGGCCCUGCUUCAUCAUGGCAGUUAUAUCAAGGUUGGCUGUUUACAGUUUGUGUUCAGCAUUGUCGAUCAUGCUACCAACGUUCCUGGACAGGAUCGACGCAAAGAGCCCAUGUCCCUCCUCAAGUCUACGCUCAAAGCAUCUGCUCCAUAGGUUACACUGCAUCUCGCUCAGCCUCAGGGAACCGAGGGCAAUAAGGGCACCAACAUUUCCCCACAUCCCCUUUCACUGCCCAUACGUGUUAGAUGAUUGUGACUUCCUACAUUUAAAUGAGCCAUUUUCAUUUGUCUGCAGAUGCCAUUCUUACCACAGAUCUAACAUCAUUAGCCCUUGAUCAUCCUGUUAUGUACAUCAAUUUAAUCCAAACAAACUCAUCAAACAUUUGUUUGUUUUGUAUGUGUGCAAUACAACCAAGAUUUCAGAUGUAAACAUUUAUCAUUAACCCCUUGAUUUGUGGAAGAGAGUGGUUCUGCAAGAAUUUCUUUCUUACAUCAUUUUCUGUGAGUUGUAACUUUGAUAAGCAAAAGUGGAUAUAAUUUGAUAUAAGGUACCUUGUUUUUAUUAGAUUCCCAUGUUAAAUCUGAAACAGAUAUAUUUGAUUCUUCAAUUCCAAAGUUAUUCAUUCUACUGUGUGAACAGGUGUGAAAAACACAUUGUUAUAUUAGUGUAUCAUUACAUGUAUUAUAGAUGUAUGAACUACAAAGGUCAAAUGUCAUACAAUGUGAUAGCACUGUAAUAAAUGUUUUAUAUAUUUAUCAUGUGUCACAAAUCUACUCAUUCAAAAUUAUUAAUAAGUGGAUAUAUUACAUACUUAUCAGUUUUAUGCCAGUUAACUGUUAUUGGUCGAUUUGAUGGAAAUAGUGUUGAAGAGGAAUUUUCUUCCUUUAAUAUAUUGUUAGGUCAUUCCCUAAAUUUUAUUUUAAAACUUUCCUGCAUUGUUAAACAUCAGAUUUUUAUGACUGGAAAGUAAGUUAUGAUCAGAAAUCAGAUGAUUUGUGUUUAUUUAAAAUGUGUUCAGAUGAAGAGAGUCCCAGUGAUUUGUAUUGUACUUCAAACAAAUUCUAUUUUGCUUGUCAUUUUUCUGACAUAAGUUGUUGUUGAUUCAAGGUUUUAUGUAUAAGAACGUGUUAUUGUACUUAUAAAUUGUCCUCUCCCUCUAGUGAAACUGAGGGGACUUCAGGCUUCCUCUCCAUGUAGUGAAGCGGGGGAAGCUAUAGGUUUCCUCUCCAUCUAGUGAAAUCAAGGGGACUAGGUUUCCUAUCCCUGUAGUGAAAGUGGAGGGACUAUAGGUUUCCUCUCCAUCUAGUGUAACCAAGGGGACUAGGUUUCCUACCUCUGUAGUGAAAGUGGAGGGACUAUAGGUUUCCUCUCCAUCUAGUGAAAGUGGAGGGACUAUAGGUUUCCUCUCCCUGUAGUGAAAGUCGAGGGACUAUAGGUUUCCUCUCCAUCUAGUGUAACCAAGGGGACUAGGUUUCCUACCUCUGUAGUGAAAGUGGAGGGACUAUAGGUUUCCUCUCCAUCUAGUGAAAGUGGAGGGACUAUAGGUUUCCUCUCCCUGUAGUGAAAGUCGAGGGACUAUAGGUUUCCUCUCCAUCUAGUGAAAGUGGAGGGACUGUAGGUUUCCUCUCCAUCUAGUGAAAGUGGAGGGACUAUAGGUUUCCUCUCCUUCUAGUGAAACCAAGGGGACUAGAUUUCCUCUCCAUCCAGUGAAAGUGGAGGGACUAUAGGUUUCCUCUCCAUCUAGUGAAAGUGGAGGGACUAUAGGUUUCCUUUCCAUCUAGUGAAAGUGGAGGGACUAAAGGUUUCCUCUCCCUGUAGUGAAAGUGGAGGGACUAUAGGUUUCCUCUCCCUCUAGUGAAAGUGGAGGGACUAUAGGUUUCCUUUCCAUCUAGUGAAAGUGGAGGGACUAAAGGUUUCCUCUCCCUGUAGUGAAAGUGGAGGGACUAUAGGUUUCCUCUCCCUCUAGUGAAAGUGGAGGGACUAUAGGUUUCCUCUCCAUCUAGUGAAAGUGGAGGGACUAUAGGUUUCCUUUCCAUCUAGUGAAAGUGGAGGGACUAAAGGUUUCCUCUCCCUGUAGUGAAAGUGGAGGGACUAUAGGUUUCCUCUCCCUCUAGUGUAACCAAGGGGUCUAGGUUUACUACCUCUGUAGUGAAAGUCGAGGGACUAUAGGUUUCCUCUCCAUCUAGUGUAAUCAAGGGGACUAGGUUUCCUCUCC